This is a messenger RNA of Auanema sp. JU1783, 1734 nucleotides long. The record is from the annotation of a GenBank genome assembly. Lineage: Eukaryota; Metazoa; Nematoda; Chromadorea; Rhabditida; Rhabditidae.
AUGGUGUUUGUAUUGGAUAGUCAGGCCUUAGACUUCCAUCCACUUCUAGCAACGGCACCCAUGCUUCCGGGAGUUCGUGUCAGGCUCCAACAACGUGGAAUCACAUACUUAACUCAGGUUUUCUCAAACAUAUUGGCUGAUCAAUUACCACGAUUACUUAUUCCGGAUGUAGAACAGAAGCUUAACAAUCACCAAGGUGUUAUCAGAAUAUCUCGAAUACGAAUCUCUAGAUUCCGUCGAGCAGAAAUUCAGUCGUUGACUCCCUCAUCACCUAAUAGAAUAUCAUGGACGAUGAGUAAUUUAGACUUAGGAUUGAUGGGAGAUUUAUCAGGAAACGUGAAUAUUGUUCUUCCCUUCAAUCUCACGGGACAGGCAGAAGUCAUUGCAGAAGGCCUAACUUUCCAUUUGGACAGCUCUAUGGAGAAAUCUCUGAAUGGAUCAGCACAUAUUCAAACGUUGUCUUGUAUGGCUACCAUCCGUAAUGUUCAGGUAAUUAACCAUAAUGGUGGAUUGUUUGGUUUGGCUGUGACUGUUUUCAAGCAAGGAGUUUCCGAUAAUGUCCGACAACUUCUACAGGGUUUAAUAUGCAAGAAGGUCCGAAAAUACUUGGAUGAAGAUCUCAACUCGAAGCUGAGUGAAGUCCAGAGCAAAUCUCGAUUGUCUGAAGCUGUGGAAUCGAACGCAAUUCGUGCCAUUCCAACGGUGAAUGGGAAAAAAAUUAAUAUCAUGAACUUGUUUGGAAAGGAUUUAUCGAAAGACUUCCUUAUCGACUUCCGACUGAAAGAUAGUCCUAUAUGUGACGCUAACAGCAUCGAAGUAUCUUCACUGGGAGAAAUAUCUUUAAAUGGCAUGGGUGGAACUCCAUUUGGUCCUGCAAUUAUGAAUUGGCCUCCCAUAAGUCAGCAGAAUGAUGAUUACAUGCUUCAACUGCUCAUAUCGGAUUACCUAGCAAAUUCACUGUUUUAUCAUGCAUAUAAGAAUCAUUUGAUUCAUAUACUGUUAACUGAAAAAACAGAAGGAGUUUCAUCAUUUCUGCGAACCAACUGUGACUCAUCCUUCUGCAUUUCGGAUAUUCUACCUCAGUUAGCUGAGAAUUAUCCGAAUUCCACUUUGGAGAUUGCUUUGUCAGCAACACGUGCUCCAGCUUUACUAUUCAGUGAGAAAAACGGAGGAGUUAUCUCGAUAAGUGUUGGAGCAGUUAUAAUAAUAUUCGUGAUAAAAGAUAACAGUAGAAAACAAGCCGCUGUGAUUGAUUUAGAUGCUGUUGCUGACGCUCACUUGAAUCUUCAGGCGAAUAAUGUUAGUGGAUCAGUUCAAUUAACCAAAUUCGAUUUGCAAAACAGAUUUAAUGGAGUUCAAAUAACAAAUGAUGAACUAGCUGAUAUUUCACUCUUAGUUUCGCAGUUAUUAGAAAACAUGUUUAAUGAGAUGUUAGUUAAUGGAUUUCCUCUUCCAAUCCCUCGAGUUAUUCAACUAUAUCGUAUAAAGUUAGACAUUCUAACAAGACGUAUCUAUAUACGAACAGAUAUAACGGUUGAUGAGAAACGUCUAUCCAAACUAGCAGCACAAACGCUUUUCAAUGGUCCAGGGUUCCGUACUGGCUUUCCUCAAAACCCAGUAUUUGCCCAACCAUUCACUACUAUGUCUCCAGACAUACAACCAGUACGAAGACCUUUUCCUGUAGCUCCUCACAGCCAUCCAAUGCGAGUUUUUUUCAGAGAAAUUAGAGUAUAA